Molecule: messenger RNA, 2829 nt
Organism: Funneliformis mosseae
Lineage: Eukaryota; Fungi; Glomeromycota; Glomeromycetes; Glomerales; Glomeraceae
Source: the annotation of a GenBank genome assembly
AUGCUUGAGGAUUCCCUUGGUAGUAAUUCAAAAGAUAGAAUCGAUGAACAGAAUGAACUAAAAAGUGAGCGUGACCAAUAUCUUAAGAAUUAUCUUGAGAUUCAUACUAAAAAUUAUGAACUGGAACAAAAAAUUAAACAACUUGAAAAACUCGUUGAGAGAAUCAAACUUGAAGAAAUUCCUAAAAAAAAUUCUUUAUUAAAUAAAGUUUUCAAACUAUUUCGUACACAAAACGCGGAAUCCGCUAAGAAUUUGCUGCUGCAAAUAGACAAUUCUAACCUUGAAAAAAAGCUCAGAGAAAAUACCAAACAAUGUCAACAAUCCGAAAAUAAAUUGAAAAAACUUCGUGAAAAAUAUAACAAUGAUUCCAAAAAGAGUUCAAAGAUACAAAAUGAAAUUUCUGAACUUGAAGAAAAGCUCCGAGAAAGUUCCGAAAAAUGUCAACAAUCUAAUGAUAAUUUGACAAGACUUCGUGAAAAUAAUUCAAUCCUACAAAAAGAAAAUUCUAAACUCCAAAAAUUCAAAAAUAGUUUGUCAAAUAUAAGUAUUUCGCUGCAAAAAGAAAAUUCUGAACUCCAAGAUAAGCUCAGGGAAAAUUUCAAAAAAUAUCAACAAUCCGAAGAUAAUUUGACAAGACUUCGUAAUAAGUACGAUGAAUAUUUCAAAAAGCAUUCAAUGCUGCAACAAGAAAAUUCUAAACUCGAAGAGAAGUUCAGAGAAAAUUCCGAAAAAUGUCAGCAAUCCGAAGAUCAUUUAACGAGACUUCGUGAUGUACAUAACAAAAAGAAUUCAAUAAAAGAAAUUUCUGACAUCGAAGAAACUCCCGAAGAAAUUUCCGAAAAGGAUAAUCGAUCAGAUAAUUUGACAAAACUUCGUAGUGAACUUGAGGAAUAUUCCAGUGGACUUAAAGAAGAACUCGAAGAUUUGCGUAAAGAAAAAUCUUACCUCGAAGAAACGCUCGCAGGAAUUUCCGAAAAACAUAGGCAAUCCGAGACAAGACUUCGUAGCGAACUUGAUGAAUGUUCCAAUGAAAAUUCUGCGCUCAAAGAAAACCUCAAAGAAAUUUCCGAAACAUACGAACGAUCCAAAUUAGGACUCGAGGAGUUGCGUAAAGAAAAAUCUUACCUCGAAGAAACGCUCGCAGGAAUUUCCGAAAAACAUAGACAAUCCGAAGAUACUUUGACAAAACUUCAUAGCAAACUUGAGGAAUGUUCCAAUGGAAAAUCCGAACUUCAAGAAAAGUUUGAAAAACUUUCCAAAAAAUGUGAACAAUCCAAAGAAGAACUCGAAGAGUUGCGUAAAGAAAAAUCUUUGCACGAAAAAACGGUCAGAGAAAUUUCCGAAAAACAUAGACAAUCCGAAACGAGACUUCGUAGCGAACUUGAUGAAUGUUCCAAUGAAAAUUCUGCGCUCAAAGAAAACCUCAAAGAAAUUUCCGAAACAUACGAACGAUCCAAAUUAGGACUCGAGGAGUUGCGUAAAGAAAAAUCUUACCUCGAAGAAACGCUCGCAGGAAUUUCCGAAAAACAUAGACAAUCCGAAGAUACUUUGACAAAACUUCGUAGCGAACAUGAGGAAUGUUCCAAUGGAAAAUCUAAACUUCAAGAAAAGUUUGAAAAAAUUUCCAAAAAAUUUGAACAAUCCAAAGAACAACUCGAAGAGUUGCAUAAGGAAAAAUCUUUGCUCGAAGUAACGAUCAGAAAAAUUACCGAAAAUCAUAAACUAGAUUUAGAAAGAUUUGUAAUUCAAAAUGAAGUGAAAUAUGAAGACGUAUUGAAUAAGUUGUCACAAAAAGAUUCCAAAAUUCAUGAACUUCAGCAAAAAUUUGAUGAAACUAACAAGGGGAUAAAAGAUCUUAAAAAUGUAUUGGACAACAAAGAAAAAGAAAAGAGAGAACUUUUAGAGAAAAAUAGUAAACUUAAAACGGAAGCGUCUAAAUAUCAAGCCGCACUUGGUAAUGUGACAACUUUUCGGAUGAAUGAUGAUGAUAAAAACCACUCGGUUCAACUUGUAAAUGAUAUUUUAUCAUUACGGGACAUGUUGAAAACUUACGUCACAUCAUUAAAAGGUAAAAUAGAAAUCGAUACUUGCGAGAUUAACAAGCUUUUGAGAGAGCAUAAUAUCAAAACCACAAAACAAAUCGAUUAUUCGUUAAUUAAAGCGGUAUUGCAGUUCCAUACUUUAAUGAAAAUAAUGGAGAAUGUGAAAAUCUUUUUUAAGAAUUUUAGCAAUUCUUCAUCGGCAUUACAUCUUGAAGCAGAUAUCAUGUCCAAGUCAAAAACAUUGGAAGAAAGAUUAGUUGAAUUCUCUAAAACUCGAAAUGGAAAAGACUCGGUAACACAAACAACCUCAAUAAAAAUACGACAAGAAGUUAAUAUCGCUCUUAGUAAUCGAGGAUUUUCGGACGUUUUAAUUGGGAAUGACGUUCCGCGAGAGCACGAUUUCAUUAGUGAUUAUAAAGAUAUUUUAAAUGAAGAAAUGAAUAAGUAUCGUACGAUUAAAGAUCCGGCAAAGAAAAAAACCAUCGAGAAUUUGGCGCCGAAACUCAUCCGAGAAAUUAUUAGAUUAAUUUGGUUUCGGUUACAAAUUCAAGAGCCUGUUGCUCAAAUUGAAUGGGUACCCGUGGGUUCCGACAUAGAUCCAAACGUUAUGGAGGGAAUCUGGGACAGCGAAGAUAUUGAGCAUCUAGAAGUGGAAGUUUGUACUUUUCCGAUGAUUGGUCGAGAUUUGAAUAAUUUGGAGAAACGUGUAAUUUAUACUCAUGCUCAGGUAUUUACAAGAAACAAAUCUUUGAUGACGAAAACUUUAAAAAGGUUUGGAAUGCAAUAA